Staurois parvus is the source of this 413-nucleotide messenger RNA. NCBI's taxonomy places the organism in Eukaryota, Metazoa, Chordata, Amphibia, Anura, Ranidae. The record is from the annotation of a GenBank genome assembly.
CAUUUUUUCCGAGUCCCUCCCUGUAACAAUUGAAUUACCUGUUGAUGCCGACAGGUAUUCCUAUAUAUUUGUUCUGAAUGACAUUUAAAGUGUUACUAAACCCAGGACCCUGCAUUCACUAUAUCUGGUCUCCCCGGACCCUGCAUUCACUAUAUCUGGUCUCCCCGGACCCUGCAUUCAUUCUAUAUCUGGUCUCCCCGGACCCUGCAUUCACUAUAUCUGGUCUCCCCGGACCCUGCAUUCACUAUAUCCGGUCUCCCCGGACCCUGCAUUCACUAUAUACCCUGCGGUCUCCCCGGACCCUGCAUUCACUAUACUAUAUCCGCUCUGGUCUCUCCCGGACCCUGCAUUCACUAUAUCUGGUCUCUCCGGACCCUGCAUUCACUAUAUCCGGUCUCCCCGGACCCUGCAUU